Molecule: messenger RNA, 2376 nt
Organism: Durusdinium trenchii
Lineage: Eukaryota; Dinophyceae; Suessiales; Symbiodiniaceae
Source: the annotation of a GenBank genome assembly
AUGUGCAGACGCUGCAACCACAGAACACCUCGAGCUCUGCAGGAUCAGUCACCAUUUGUCACCUCUGCAGAAUCCCGCCAGGCCGCCCAAUGGUCGCAGCUGAUGCAGCUCUUGAACACCUUCUCUGAUCAUCGACCUGACCUGGUGGUGCUGAAUGCCGCACUGCAUGGCCUGGCUGGGCGCUGGCGGACGUUGUUGGAGCUUUGGAGAGGGGCUCGAUCAAGGUGGUCCCUGCGACCAGAUGUGGUCUCCUACUGUGCAGCCGUCGCCGCUGUACGUGGUGAGGAUGCACAGGUGCGGCGCCUCUGCUCUGAGAUGCAGCACGACCGCAUCACGCCAGACCUCGCCAUGGACGUGGCCAUCGCUGAGUCGCUGGCGGCGCCGCCGCAGCUCUUGGGUGCCCUGAGCGAAGUGACUGCAAAGGCCCAAGGAGUUCUGCAAACACAGGCGCAGCGCCGAAGUCGAGGUGAUCCGACAAAAAAGGGCUCGAGGCUUGGACAGAUGUCGGGUUCCUUCUUCAGAGCGCCCACAGACCCCGAAUAUGCCGAGCACGGUGCCUGGAUGCGGCCCGGGUCCUUCCAGCCCAUGGGCUGGCGAAGCCAGGGACCAGUGCUGGUGUCUGGCCUGCUUGGACCCUCAGACAUCGGGUCGACGGGCGAGGGCGAGGCCACAAGCACUCCCGACACGGCGGCCGGACGUGACCGGGUGCGUCCUUUGCCGGGCCUGGGCCAGCUGGGGUGCAUGGGCAGCGGUGGAGAGAGGGACACUCCCCAUCCACAGGCGCGGCCGAACUUCCCGCACGCGCAGCAGCCAUCGGGGCCGGCGCCGCAGUCGGCAUCGGGGCCGCAGCUGCCACAGCCCGCUGCAUCUCCGCCGGGGCGCCCAGCGCUGGGCGUGGAACAUCAGCGACGCUCUCUCCGUGAUUUGUCGGGUCGACCCAAUGGCCCAGGGUGGUCCAUUUGCUUCGCAUUCCUUCUGGGGCAUGAUCCUUUGGAACAGGUCCCGGAGAACACCAGCAUGCCAUUCCUGGGGGGCCGCAUGGAGAGGGACGGAGGCACUGGCAGGAAACGCUUGGCUUCGCUGACCAUGGCCGUCGCCAUGGCGAUGGAUCGGGGUACCAUGCACGAGACGAAAGAUGAAGAAGCACGGCGCUUGGACCCCCUGGUCCUACUGAGACAAUGUGCGAUGCAAGGACAGCGCGUCAUCUGCGAGUACGACUUUCUGGAAUUCGGUGCCUACCGGAUACACAAGAACACUCGAUGUGCCUUUAGACCCUCAAGAGCACAGCCGUUCAUUGAUAUCGGAUCCGUGCAGUAUAUGUACCACCAGGUGAGCAGUGAGAACUCCUACACCCAAAGUCAAGCCCGGAAGAAGGGCUUUCAGUACAUCGGCCUCCUCGAGCGACAGGAGCUCCUCGACUACAUCGAGCACGGGAUUCGCAGCGGCGAAAGGAUCGUCCCCGAGGUCUUGGAGGGUUCCAAGCGGCCGAAGACGGAGCGAUCCGGGGAGACGCCCAUGGCGCCCCACAAGAGGAAGUUCGAAGAGAUCUCCGUGGAGUUCGAGGGCAAGCGCCGGCGGAAGGACUCCUUCGAGAUCUCGUACUCCGAGUACUGCUUGCAGGCGCGUCCCUUGCACGACUUAACCUCGACGGUUCGGACGGUGGGGAAGACGUUGCCCAUGGCGGUGGCGACCCUGAAGAUCGCGCAGCAGGAGCUUCGGCAGUGGAGCAAGGUGGAAGAGUUCUCCAAGCAACAGCAGCGCAGGCCGAAAAAGCGGCCUUUCGCGCAAGAGUUGCUGAAGAUGACGGAUCAGAAAGCUGGCACCUACCCCAUUAUCCUGGUGCCCAACAAUAAGAAUGCGCCGGUGAACAUGCUCAACGUGAAGGACUUGCUGCAGGACGGCAAGUUCCAACGGCCGGACCGGAACACGAACUUCGAUGCUCAACGUCAGGCGUCGGUGCUGGUCACGCGAACCCUCCACGGUGAGAAGUGGACCUUCGAGAUCCGCGAUUCCGUCGCUCACUUCGGUGAGUUGGACUGGCAUCGUGUGGUGGCGGUGAUCAGCGAUGGGCAUGAGUGGCAGUUUCACGGAUGGCCUUUCCCCAGCGUCGUUGACCUUCUGGCGACCAUCAAGGGAUUCUACUUCCGCGAGAGGGACCGGUUCAUCGAGAUGCCGAGCCACGUGGACAAGUGGCCAGUGACAGUCUUAGACUUAGUGCCCUUGAACCUACAGCAUCGCUAUGCACAAGUGCGGGACAUCUUUUGGAACGAGGUGGAACGCUUCAUCGCCUCCGCGCGGGCGAAACAUUUCAACUUCAAAGACGCUGGUCUUGGAGUGAGCGCGCGGACGGUUCAACUCAGAGCGCCGGUCCUUUAG